AUGCAACGCCUAUGGUCCCGCGCUGCUCCGGCGCAGUCGACUUGUCGAUGCGUCUCUUGUCUGAGUACCAGCUCAGGAGGAUUAGCGUCAAGGGCAACGUCGGCGGCGAGUAAGCGUCGUCUUCGGAUUGGGAAUUCAGUUACAGCGUUGUACACGAGUAUAUUCGCUGCCGCAGCUCUGGCAGAUGCCCAGGCUAAAGAUAAACGGCGUCUCGAAUGGAAGGAAAAAAUCGCAGCUGUCAAGGAGGAGGUCAAUGAACUUGUGGAUGAGGAACAACGCAUAUUGAAGGCCUUGAAGUCACGAGGGGAGUCCAAAUCCUCCACUGGAUUCUCCUACACAUCACAAUACAGCCCUUUUUUUCGAACGUCCACCGAGAUAUUCCCCAGGCAUUUGAGUCGCCCGCCUCUUCGCUCAUAUCAUUCGGGAGCCACUGUGGAGAAGACAGUAACGGAUGCCAGCGAGUACUUUGGUGGAGAUGCUGGGGAAGAAUCAACCACGGUCCAAGAGAGUCUGGGGGACGUCGUCCAAGAGUCCACCAGUACACCCAUCCAAGAUAAUUCACGGGCACCACCCACGAGUUCAUCCGAUAAUUCAUUUCAAAAUAUCGCAGAUGGUGAUUCUGAAAACUGGCAGGAUAUGAAAUCAAUUUCAGAGCUAGUUGGGGAGAGCGAUGAUCCAUUCAAUUUGAGGGACGAAAGAGGUUUCAGUUAUGAGGAUAACACAGUACCGGAAUGGCUUGCAAGGGAUAUAGUCCGCAUGAAAGCCAUACGAAAAAUCGCUUUGAAACAGCUUGCCAUCCGAUUGUUGCUGCGUCCGAAGAUUGCCCAUAACUACCUGGGUCUUCGGGCACGGUAUGAUUCUGAUUCCUCACAGCCUCGGUUUAGAACAAGUGACCUUCUAGCCGAGCUUGGUAGUCUUCGGCGCAGAAUGCUCCGACUCAAGACCAGACGGGAUGCCGAUAUCGAUGAUUUAACGGUAGAUAUCCGGACGCGCAAUAUGAAGGAUAUGCAGCAUGAGAACCUUAAGCUGGAUCGACAAGUCCGAAGCGAUACCGAGAACUACCUAAUAGGUGACAUGUCCCUUGAUGAACUUCUCAUAAGAUUGGCGAACAACCUAAUGCAGACUGGUGAUCCGGAUCGAACAUAUACCCUGAGGUUGAUGCUCCUGGCGUUCACCAAGACUCGCCAGAAUGAUCUGGGUGACUUGGUUUUAAAGGCGCUACUGCCUAAUAAGUUCCCGCUAUCUUCUUCUUUGAUUCUUGCCAUAUUGAACUUCUACUAUAAAUCGAAAAACCUGAAAGGCUUCGAUUUGUUCUUGGAAAUGCUACGAGGGGAUAGUUACCCCGUGGACAUGAGAAAUCUUGGUUACUACAAGCGAAAGGUGAUCAAUGGUGUCGAAAUUUCAGUUCCCCCAGUGAGCUCCGCAAAUGCUGUUGUCUAUUCCACACUGAUUAUGGCAUCCUUACGCUUUGAUCAGCCUGACCGGGCUGAUGCUUAUCUUCAAGCUGCUAGAGCAGCGGGGUACAUGGAUAGUUUCCCCGUUCUCAACGCAUAUCUCAAGUUUUACACUAUCCGAGGUGACUGGGAAAGGGGUCUGCAAACCAUAAAAAGGACGCUAGCUUUCAUAGCUUCCUCCACAGAGCACUCGGUCGAUCAACUCGAAAGGCUGAUCGCAUUGAUGGUGCAUUUAUGUGACUCAUGCAAAAAAUACAAGGUUUCUGAGGCGAUAAUCACCGCGGCAGUGGAGAGUGGAUUCGAUUGGAGGUCGGCCGAGAAGCAAGAAGACAUCGAAUUUUCGUCAGACCCUCAUUUCCAACGAUGGAAAGUUGUAAGGGACUCUUCAUCACAUGAGAUGCAAGAGAAGCCUGGGUGGGAAAAGUGUUAUACUUUCGUCAACACAAUAUCUGAGCAACUGAACGAUCUCUCCCUACCCGAGACCGACUCUGCACGACGGUGGCAAAAACUGAUGGGAACCUACGCUCAAGAAGUCCUUUCAGCUGUGGUCUCUGGUGCCCCUGCCCAGUAUAACGAGUCGAAAAUGAGCGCCGAGCAAGAGAACCAACCAAAAGGGGGCUCUCAAUCGAACCGGGACUACGAAACGCUGUACAGGGCCGAAAACAUGGCCCAGGCACACCAGCAGGAGAUUUCAAGUCUCAAGGAUGAAGUCGCACAGCUGAAACGGAUGGUUUUCGAACUAAGCCAAACCACAAGCAACAAGCCUGCAGCUGUACAUGGACAACAGCCCCCUCCCAAUGGCCUGGGACAAUUGAAGAAUCAGCUUACUUCUGCGAAACCCGCUACCCUAGAAGGACCGAGACAGGUAACUGUCCGAUAUUUGGGAUCCUGA
Messenger RNA from Aspergillus tanneri, 2346 nucleotides. RefSeq lists its product as uncharacterized. The transcript has a single exon. NCBI's taxonomy places the organism in Eukaryota, Fungi, Ascomycota, Eurotiomycetes, Eurotiales, Aspergillaceae. Gene Ontology annotation, molecular function: protein binding. The record is from RefSeq and is a predicted model, not a curated record. The coding region runs from base 1 to 2346 and encodes 781 amino acids.